AUGGAGGAUAAUGAGCUUCCGAGAGAACAUAGGGUCGCAAGAGGACUAGGAAAACACAGACAUCAGAGAAAACAAAGAAAAUCGAAGAAACGGAAAAAUCGGAGAGGAAAGAAUCAAGAAAAUCGAGAGAACACAGAGAACAGCGCGAAAGAGAGAACCGAGGAAAUUGGGAAAGAGAACAGAGACAAGACUGACUCAAAAAAAAAUGAAAGAACUAGAACAGAAGGAAACGAGAGAAAUGGGAGAACAAAGAAGCAAGAGACACGAGAAAACAUGGGGAACAUAGAGAAACGAGGAAACCGAGAAAAUCGGGAGAGUAGAGAAAACAGAGAGAACAGAAAUAAAAGAGAGAAGAGAGUCAAUCGAGUAAGACGAGAGAACAAAGGGAACAUAGAAAAUCGAAAUAAUCAAAGGAACAGGGAGACAAGAGAGAAAGAAGAGGAAAACUGA
Molecule: messenger RNA, 450 nt
Organism: Zophobas morio
Lineage: Eukaryota; Metazoa; Arthropoda; Insecta; Coleoptera; Tenebrionidae
Product: G-quartet DNA-binding protein TGP1-like
Exons: 2
Coding region: 1-450 (149 amino acids)
Source: RefSeq, a predicted model, not a curated record